Messenger RNA from Theileria parva strain Muguga, 705 nucleotides. RefSeq names its product putative integral membrane protein. The transcript has 2 exons. The record is from RefSeq and is a predicted model, not a curated record. The coding region runs from base 91 to 567 and encodes 158 amino acids. Lineage: Eukaryota; Apicomplexa; Aconoidasida; Piroplasmida; Theileriidae.
UUAUUUUAUUUUAUAUAAUUUUUAUAUAUAUUAAUUUUUGUAUUUUUUGUAUAAUUUUUAUAUAAUUUUGUAUAAUAAUUUAAUAUUUUUAUGAAGAGGCGUCGUUUGGACAAUUUCCAAAUCAUUUGUAACUGGCUCAAAUAUGAAACUUUUCUACUAAACCAACUACUCUCCAGAAAUAAAUCAAUUCACAGGGGAAAUGCGUUUAUGGCCUGGGCUCUCUCCUCCCAAAGAUUCCUCAAAAAAUUCAAUACACACCUACACAAAAUUAACAACACACAUCGUAACAACUCACAUCUUAACAACACUAACACUCCUAAGAAUACCUCUGUGAAUACUGAGAACACUACUGUAAAUACUGAGAAUACUGGGAAAAAGAGUGUGUUGAGUGAGGGGGAUUUGGGGUAUUAUUAUUAUAAGUCAUUGGAUUCGGUUGUGAGGACGUGUGUGGAGUUGUCGAGGUUACACAAGCACCGGUACUUUGCGCCCUUUACAGUGACACUCAUGGCCAUCUUCUCCAGACUCUUACUACUUCUCAUGAACCUCAACAACUAUAUAAUUAAUUAAUCUCCUAACCCUUACACAAUUUUUAUCCGUUGUUUAUCAGUCGUUUAGCAGUUAUUUAGGGAUAAUUUACGUUAUUUUAGAGGUAUUUUAGAGGUAUUUUAGAGGUAUUUUAGAGGUAUUUUAGAGGUAUUUUAGAGG